Caenorhabditis angaria is the source of this 951-nucleotide messenger RNA. The record is from the annotation of a GenBank genome assembly. NCBI's taxonomy places the organism in Eukaryota, Metazoa, Nematoda, Chromadorea, Rhabditida, Rhabditidae.
AUGAAGAUUUUGGAAGAUUAUGAUGAAUCGUUCUACGAUGUUACCGAAACUCAUCACACAAUUCUAUUCGUGAGUUAAAAAAUAAUUGUUAGAAUAUUUCAACAUAUUAUUGAUUUUACAUAGUUAUGUCUCGGAAAUUUUACUGUCAAAUCAUACAAAUCAAUCUGUAUAUUUUUAACCGGGAGGAAAUUAAUCACAGUAAACCACAAAAACAGCUAAAUACUUUUCGGAAUUUGAUAAUUAUCGAUGAAGUUUUGUAAAGAAUAUUUUUUGGAUUAUGUUCAAAAUUUCAAAAGUAUUCCGAAGUUUUAUUUUGAUUUAGAAUCAAUUAGACGAAGUUCGACAACAUUUUUAAAAUAUCACUACGAUCAUUAAACAUCUGUUAUCUAGAAUCAACGUCAAAUUGUCAAAACCGAGAAGACAUUCGAAGAAUUUUUCGUUCAAUUCUAUCAUAUAAUUUCGCUGAUUAGGCAUAUCAAACCAUGAUAAUUUCAUACUCAAUCUAAAAUAUAUGAUCAAUUCGUAUUGAACAAAAUAAAGACACUAAUCUUGUUAAAUUUUCAGAAAUAUUGCCAUACAUUCGAGCGAUUUAUGCUCUAUAACAAUGUAUUUGAACGAUGUCCACCAACAAAUCUAUUGAGAAUCGAAAAUAUUCCCGAAACCACCACUCACCAAACAAUUUGCCAAAACAUGCAAAAAUUCGGCGUUGUUGUUAUAGUGGAAUUUUUGAACGGCAGCAAUUGGGCAAUCAUCGAAAUGGGCGAUUCGGAACAAACCAACAAAGCAUAUGAAUUUUUCCAAGAGGAAAUUUCUUUCUUUUUUGGGUGAGUGAAUUAUAUUUGUUUUCAAUUAAAAAAAGAGUACUUUAGUCAUUAUCCCUUGCCGACCUCUGCCAUUUUAUAUUCACACCCAGGAUUCCGAACAAGAAGAUCGGCUGCAAUUGUUGCGUAG